AUGGGACAACUACCUGUAGCUCGGGUCACUCCAAUCCGCCCAUUCUAUCAAAGCGGCGUGGAUUAUGCUGGACCCAUCCAGAUAAGGACUUCUAAAGGAAGAGGUCAUCGAGCGUACAAGGGCUAUAUAUGCCUAUUCGUAUGUAUGGCUACAAGAGCCGUACAUUUGGAAGCCGUAACCGAUCUUACGUCACAGGGAUUCCUCGCAGCCUUCAAAAGGUUUGUUUCUAGACGUGGCCAUUGCGCUGAUCUCUACAGCAAUAAUGGAACAAAUUUUGUGGGUGCUGCGUGCGAGCUAAGAACCCUAGUAGCUCAGGAAAAUUCAACCAUGACGAGAGAAAUCGCUGAGAGUUUAGCUACUGCUGGGACCAACUGGCAAUUAUCCCACCGAGAGCUCCUCACUUCGGUGGACUUUGGGAGAGUGGGAUAA
Molecule: messenger RNA, 429 nt
Organism: Parnassius mnemosyne (clouded apollo)
Lineage: Eukaryota; Metazoa; Arthropoda; Insecta; Lepidoptera; Papilionidae
Source: the annotation of a GenBank genome assembly